This is a messenger RNA of Salvelinus namaycush (lake trout), 448 nucleotides long. RefSeq names its product glycine receptor subunit alpha-4-like. Gene Ontology annotation, cellular component: membrane. Gene Ontology annotation, biological process: monoatomic ion transport. The record is from RefSeq and is a predicted model, not a curated record. Bases 32 to 421 code for a protein of 129 amino acids. NCBI's taxonomy places the organism in Eukaryota, Metazoa, Chordata, Actinopteri, Salmoniformes, Salmonidae. The transcript is spliced from 2 exons.
CACAGUAUUCCCGUAUGCCUGCUAAACCUCCAUGUUGCUCUGGCUCUAUCAGCAGGGAAGUGGAAGUGGUGAGAGCAGCAAAGUGAAAGGUAACAGCGUGCCAGGCAACAACACCUGCCAGGGGACCUUGUUUGGCCCUCAGCAGUGCAGUGUCUGUGCCAGGGAGCAGGCACUGGCAGAGCAGAGUCAGGCCUAUUUUCUCCAUAGUUAUGGAGUAGCAGAAGAUGCACCACCAGAGAUGGAUGCCCCAAUCUUUCAGGCCUUACCUCCUGGGUUUCCACUGUAUGACAUCCGCAGGCCAUUUGUAGAUCGGGCAAAAAGGAUUGACACUAUAUCCAGGGCUGUGUUCCCUCUGAGUUUCCUUUGCUUCAAUGUUUUCUAUUGGCUCACCUACAAAGUGCUACGGAAUGAAGCCAUCUGAGCUACUCCAACAUCUGAUGACUGAAUU